UAGCCUUGGAGAUUUGCUAUUAUCGGAUUUGGCAAUGACAGUUUGUGAAAUAUAGUAGUUUAUGCAAUCAUUUUAGACAUUGGCUUCGGGAAAGUCAACUCACGAAGAAUUGUAAAACCGUGGAAUGACAAAUUUUAAGAGACAAUAUAUUUUGAAGAGUAUCAUUUGUAGAGGAAAAGAUUUUACUUUUUAAAACUAAACGCAUUAACAACUUUAAAAUGGAGACAAUUGUGCUUGUAGAUGAAGUAACAGAACAACAAAAAAAUACUUUGGAAACAAUUAUCAUGGAUAUAAAAGAGAUCAUCAAUCGUCAUGAAAAAAACGGAGAGGAAUGUAGAAAAAAGGUGGAAUCUAUUGUCUCAUUGCUAGAUGAUUUGAAAAAAGAUGAAAAUAUUUUGGUCGGAAUUGUAAAUGAGACAUCUACAAAAGAGAAGUAUACAAAUAUUCUUUACAUUGCCAUCGAGAAUUACGUCCCACUGUUGGGGCCAUUCUUUGAGAGCUUGAUUGAAAGAUUCCCAAAGCUGAUCAGUCUUCCACGUAAGGACGAAGAAUACAAAGGCCACACCGCCUUCCACCUGGCAGUCUGCAAAAAUAACCUCGAGCUAGCCAAAAAAAUGCUUGAUAAGGUUGGGCGCGCUGAUAAAGAGGAAUUAUUCCGAGAAUUCGCGACAGGGAGCAACUUUGAGGAAACUGUGAUGCUCGGGGAAUUGCCUUUGUUCACUGCUGCCUUGUCGUUUAACAAAGAAAUGUUUGAAUUUUUGCUGAAUGAAGGGGCGGAUUUGUAUGAAACAAACUCAACGAAAGACGAUAUAUACCAUGCGCUUAUUAGGUAUGCGGACUACUAUCCGAACAAAGAAGACGAAGUCAUCGAAUUCCUAAGAUUGGUCAUGACUAAAGACGAAACAACACGGAAAGAAACCGAAGCCGUUGUUGGUGAAAAUGCAGAAACAACCAAUGACUCCUUAAAGGGAUCAAAAUCUACCGAUACGACCAAACUGGGAAACAAUCCAGCCAAAGACACCUCGAACGAACUUAAACAUGCAGAUCAAACCAAACAAGAAUACACAAACAAAGAACCAUCGAAGGUACCGAUGUCUGAAGAUAAAAGUAAACAAAAUAAAUACCCAACAAAAGACACGUCCAAAGAAAUGAAACCUGCUGACACAACCAAACAAGAAGAAUCAACCAAAGAAACGUCGAAAAAACUGAAACCCGGCUCACUCUGGAGUUGGAAAAACGAUUCGGGCCUGAACCCGUUAGAGCUAGCGACAAAGUUUGGUCUAUGUAAAACAUUUGAGAUGAUUUACAACUCGGAGCCGUACUUUAUUGAACAAGGCAACGAUGGACUGAACGACAUUAAGACGUAUGAUAUCACGGACUUGGACCCUGUCGUACCAAAAGAUGUUUGUUACCCUUCUGCAGAUUCAGGAUUCAUCCUGCAGUUCCUUUUCCAAAUUCACCCUUCGCAGGCGUUCCCAUUCAUCCGUACACCCCAGGUCAGCAAAAUUAUUGAGGAGAAAUGGAAAUGCUACCGGUGGAUUGUAUAUAUUUGGUUUAUUUUUCACUUAGUAUUCAUGAGCUUCCUCACGUGUUAUGCAAUUGAAAGAUCGAAACAGAAUCCCAAUGACGGUAAGAAUUUCAGUGUCGUUGCCAGCCCUUUGUUCAGGAAAAAAGUCUUUAGUAAUAAUUAUGUUACAGUUUUUGCAUUCAUUACCCUCGUUUGGGGGGUUCUUUACCUUUCGCCCGAAAUUGGAAAAAGGAUCAAAUUUGGCAUUCCUUGCAAAAGAAAAGGAAUCAGAUCGAAAACAAAUGAGAAGGGAAUUUUGCAAACCAUAAAGAAAUGGGGAAAAAAAAUAAUACCGAAUCCCUACAGUAAUGCAUCCUACAGAGUCUUAAUGGCGCUUUUUUCAAUCAGUCUAAUUUUAGAUUGUUGUUUUGCAUUGGGGGUCGGGAUAAAUUCAGAUUUCAAAUACGAACAGUACUGUUUAUACAUCUCAGUGAUUAUUGGAUGGCUGUUUGUUAUUUUCUUCCUGAGAAUUUCCAAGUAUUUCAGUUUCUUUGGCGUUCUUCUUCAAAAGGUGAUUUUCGGCGAUGUUCUUCGGUUUAUACUCGUAUUUCUCCUUGUAAUUCUUGGAUUCGGGACGGCGAUGUUUAUGGCAAUUCAGGGUUCGCCUGUUACAGAUAAAAAAGAGUAUUGCACCUUUGGCAGAACAUUGAUCUCAUUGAUAACUCUGAUAGCUGGAAUAGGUGACCCGCCAGAUUUUUACGAUACUAGACACCCCGGAAUAUGCAUCGCAAUCUUUAUAAUGUACAUCGUCAUGAUAACUAUAAUCAUUCUGAAUGCUCUGAUUGCUAUGAUGGGAACAACAUGCUCGGAACUGGUUGGAAACGUUGAAAACAAACAUACUCACGAUCGAUAUUGGAAAUUAGAACGUCUCUCCGUGAUCUUGUUCUUGGAAAGCAUUAUUCCUGAACAACGUAUAAAAAGGGUCGGGAAGGAGGUCAUUACGGGCAGAGAAAAGAGACGACAUCUGGAAAUACGUUCCUUAAAAAAAUUAGACAGCAACGAGAUCGUUGACAAAAGAGCAAAUACUCAUACAACUAAAGAAUUGCCAAGACAAAAAGAGCAUAAAAAUGCAAAGAUGGACAUUUAUCACAUCAACCAAUGUGAGCAUUAUAAACCAUACGAAUUCACUAGGUCUACUUGUAUUUGUCCCCAGGAUUCGACAAAUAAUUACUAAGACUUAUUCUGCCUCACUGCAGUUAUUUUACAGUUUAUCAUUUAUGCUCAAAUAAACAAAGUUUAUGUGCACAAAAUAGUUUCGUGUUUUGAAAGCUGCAUUUUAAUGUAGAGUGAAAUGAGUUACGAUAAUCGAAUUUUCAAUCCUUUCUUACAUAUUUGACUACCUUAAAAUUUCUUUUUAAAACAUAUAUCUAUAUGUUCGGUGUAAGAAUGUUUAAAAUCAAAAGGAGACAAGUUGAUAAAUGUUUUAUUAGAGAACUGGAUACAAACGUCUAAUGUGCAUGAAAAUUAAAAUAGCUAUAUAUAUAUAAUAUUAUGUUAAUGUAUAUCAGUACUGUAGAUUAGUUCCACAAAAUAACAUACAUAUUUAGAGUGUGUGAAUACAAUAUGCAUACAUCAAAAGACAUAUUUUCAAACAUAUAUAUAUAUAUAUAUAUGUUUGAAAAUCUACAGUUCAUUUUCAGCAGUCGAACAUAAAUCCAUCGCAACAUGUUUUGGGGUAAUAUGGAGUUGACUUAAUUUAACGAAAAAGUUUUUAUCAGAUUUGGUUAAAAGGGGCAUUUGAAUUUCUUUUUCAGAAAAAGUCUGUUGACAAUAUAACUAUCCUUUUUUAAAAAAAAAUGCACAAGGCUACUUAAUUAACAGUGUUUUGUGGGUUCUUUGCGAUAUAUUUUUAAAUAAGAAAAAUGUUCAAUAACUUUAUGAAAUAUAGUGGUUUAAAUUCCCUGGUAACAAAAAUGCAAAUAUCGGGUGGGGGAGGGGGUUAAAAAGUUGCAAUCACCACAAAGCCACAAUACAUUGUUGAUUGUCUAGUAUUGAUUAUUCAUUUUGUAUAAAGACAUUUCCGAAAUAAAAAUGCAUUGAAAAUCUUAUUAGAUUUUCUUUCGCAAAAUUUGCUCAACUCCAUGUACACCAUGUUGCAACGGCUGUGUAUUAUGCUAGCUAAAUAUUGAAACUCAAAGAACAAUAAAAAUGAUUUUUGUUUAAUUAUUUUUGUUUUGGUCCUUCAACAAAGCUCAUUCAGUAUAACUAUUUCAACAUCUUCUGAUUAGAUAAACAGUAUUUAUCCAAACUUCUCAUGUAAAAAUCAUUUAUAUUUUAGCCGCUUCUUUAUUGAUUGAUUUAAUGUUUUGAAGUUGUAUUCUUAUCGUUGUUACCUUACUGCCCGGUUGAUACCUGUGUGUGCCGCCCUACCGGUCCAUCUGUUCUGUCAGGGAGAUCCUUAGGUAAAUGGUCAGCGGUCCGACAUUGUGCUGUCAUCGAUUCGGCUGCCCUUUGUCAGUUUGGAUGACGUAGGGAUCUCCCGUUAACUAUAUACCCAGCGAUCAUUUUAGGGUCAACAGUUUGUCUUUGAUAUUGGAUAGCCCUUUUUGUCUGAGAGCACCCGUAAAUCUGAUUAGUAUUUAGUAAUCUAGUAUUUUGACCUUACUUAAAUUUCCAUUACUCGUUGUUUAAAUUAAGUAACGAAAUCAGUUGUUAAACCGGUAAAUAGUAAUUGUUUACCAACUAUGAAUUUAAAUAUGUUUAUUGUGUGAGAGCCCAUGCCAUUGUUGUUUGACAAUUAUACAUUGAUGUACAUAAUUCGACACUAGAAAACCGUACAUAAAGUUUGAUGAUAAAGAGUUAACUGUUCAUGGUGUUUUCACAUAUCCCUGGUUAGUUUGCCUUGACUUCAUAGGUUGUUACAUAUUAUGUAUUUGCUGUAUUCGUUUUGUUAUUAUUACAUUUUGCGUGAAUUUGUACUGUUUGGCUAUUCAUUAAACUUGAUUUUACGCUUUGCUUUGUCAGAAUGUUUGUGAUUUCUUGUGACAAUCAAACAAAUACGAACUUGCACUGAACAUUGACAAAGCAAAUGCCAACAUCUUCUCAUAAAUAUAUUCAAUUUUCGAGCAUUUUCUUUUGUGCAAAACAAUAACAGUAGAAUAAAAUUGCUCCAA
Messenger RNA from Mya arenaria, 4680 nucleotides. RefSeq lists its product as uncharacterized. The transcript has 4 exons. NCBI's taxonomy places the organism in Eukaryota, Metazoa, Mollusca, Bivalvia, Myida, Myidae. Gene Ontology annotation, molecular function: protein binding; calcium channel activity. The record is from RefSeq and is a predicted model, not a curated record. Bases 219 to 2741 code for a protein of 840 amino acids. Gene Ontology annotation, biological process: calcium ion import across plasma membrane. Gene Ontology annotation, cellular component: membrane.